AUGGGGGAAUGUUGGAAGCGACAACUGGACGUCUACGCGCCCCCACGUCCAUCUUUACCGCGUGUGGAAUCUUCUUCGGUUGCAGAUAAAGAGCCUGUACUCAAGCGUCAGCUAACAGAGCCUUCCCAAGCUGAGCCUGAACCUAAGCGGCAAGCAAUAAACCCUCAGCAAAACGACCAAUCAUCAGCAUCCUCCUCUUUUGAUAGGCCUGUUUCUACGCCUCAAACCAAGCAGAUUGAGGUCCCAUCAAAGAAACUGAAGAUUCCUUCUGAAGAUUUGAAACGUGUAUUCUCGAAAUAUCUGGUCGUCCCAGAUGCACAAGUCCGCUUGAAGCACAAUCUGGCGCUUCAAAAUCACAACGCCUCAGAGGAUUUUAGACCUGUUUUCUUCGGUCAUGUUCGUCUUUACAUCCAAGCAGACAAAUAUUGCAUCGAUGUCCUACGCAAUAUUGUUCUUUACCACAUGUUUCUAUCUCUGGGACAUUUCAAACUCUUUGAAACGGCACUGGAAGGGAUUGCAGAACUCGUUAGAUUCGUCUACGAGAAUACACAUGAGGAUCAUGAGGGGAGCACCGAUGCUAUGAGAAAUCUGGUGACGCGAUAUGUGGUUUCUGUUGUUGGCCAAAUUGGCCAGACUGACUCUUUUCAAGACUUACUGAACGAGGGUGGCCCCUUUGUCACGGAAUUCUGGAAAUUAUCUGGAAUAUGGCGUGAUCAUGAAAGCUCGUUUACACAGACUCAGAAUGGAUGCUAUCAUUAUUUGAAAAGCAUGGCGAAACAUGAAAUCUGA
Molecule: messenger RNA, 789 nt
Organism: Penicillium malachiteum
Lineage: Eukaryota; Fungi; Ascomycota; Eurotiomycetes; Eurotiales; Aspergillaceae
Exons: 2
Coding region: 1-789 (262 amino acids)
Source: RefSeq, a predicted model, not a curated record